Linum trigynum is the source of this 4808-nucleotide messenger RNA. The record is from the annotation of a GenBank genome assembly. Lineage: Eukaryota; Viridiplantae; Streptophyta; Magnoliopsida; Malpighiales; Linaceae.
CACACUAACGGAGACCCUACUCCGUCUAGCCCAAACGCCUAUAUGUUUUAUCUUUUUAUUGAAUAAACAUUUAAUUAGGUUGUUUUUCGGGAAAUUCAGAAAACAGAAAAACAGAAAACAGAGGUCGAAUACGGAAGGAAGGAAGUUCCGCAAUCUCCUUCUCCGGCGGUCUCUCCAAAAUCACUCCGGUAACUUGUUUCGUUGUUCGUGGUCGAUCCCAUGUUCAAAAUCACUCCGGUUACCUAUUCAGAAGCGAAGGAAUCUGUGUCUUCGCGGGCAUCUGUCACCAUCGAAAAGCAACGCCGCCAAUUACCAGAUGGUACAAAGUUAGAGAAGGAGAGGGACGCCCUCCUUCACCGGCGAUCGCUCCUGAAUCACUAAGGUCACUUGUUCUUGGUCGAUUCCAUCUCCAGGGUCAACCUUACCCUUCGAGUUCAUACCAGAGGCGAAGGCAUCUGUGUUUGCGGCGGCCUCUGUCACAAUCGAAAAGCGGUGUCGCCGAUACAAUUUCUGAUACAGCCUACACGAUUUACCUUCACUAGAUUCUGUCACCUGCUUCGUCAUCAUCGAAAUCUUUUCUUCCUCUGAUUUUCCCCCUAAUCGAGGUCCUCGAUCCGAGUUUCAUUUCUGUGUCUUUUUAUUCGUUCGUUUGGCACGGUUGGCUUGAUGUGGUCGUACUGCCAUUUCAAGGUUCUAUCUCUUUGUAUGUUAUCAUGAUAGGGUGUGACGAAUUCUGCAUCCCUACAUCGAUCAAUUAAGGUGUAGGGUUCAUUUCACAUUUAGGAUUCUCCUUAGUUUCUGGUUACAAUGGAGCGAAUAUUUUAAUCUUGAGAAUGAGAGGGUUGUCCUAUAUUGGUGAUGCAGGGAGGCUUGCCUUGGCUUCUUCCGUAGUUGGUUCCAGCAUUGUAACAUGAGCAGCAUUGUAAGUUUAGAUUGGGAGCUCGGUUUAUCAAAUUCGAAUUAAGUGUUCAUUGCUUGUCUUCGUGUAUUUAUAGUUUCUUUAGCCACAAGAUCACUUUGUCGUUGAAUUUAUCUCUCUCUUUCAGGUCAAAGAUACUAUGGAUCUUUUGUUUCAGUGCGGGUACACUUUCUUUCUACCGUUGUUGUAAUUCUACUUAUGCUGCUGCACUUUCUUUUUUCAUGCUGCAAUAACUUCACUGGUGCUUCUGUAACUUGGGUGGCUGAAUGUAUAGCUGAGUGGGUUAGCUUAGCUCCAUUAGAAGCAAGUAGAAAAGCAACAAGGGAAGAAACUCAAAGGGAAAAGCAACAGAGGAAGCAACUCUGUGGUUGUAGAGAGAGUAGAUAGUCAGGAAGGCUGCAGAAGCUUGGAAAGUUUUAACAAUAAAAGCGGCUCUCUCAACAAAGAAACUGGUAGAUGGAAUUGGAACACGUGUAAGAAUGGUUCUUCAAAACGGCUCAGGCAUCAAUACUACGGAAACAUAUCGAGAUCAAGGACAUGUUCUGAUGAUUGAUAUAAAGCCAAGUCAACAAGAUUAAAGACAACUAACUGAAAGUAGCUGUUGUUUUUUGUUUCAGGAAUGUUACUGUUACUCUCAAAAUCCAUAAUACAAAAUGAAGUUGACACAACCACUGCUGGCAGUUAGCUUAGAUAGUUCCCCAAGUCGAUCGAUGCCACUCCAAACCAUGUGCAGAAGCAAUUGAUAUUAUAAGUGAACUAUCAAAAUGUACUUGAAAGGCACUUAAUUGAAAGAAUCUGCAGAUAUGACUGCUACUGUUAAACUUUUCUCAUGUACUUUAUUUUAUCUUUAUUCAAUAAUAUUAUAGCACCAUUAUUUGUAGAGAAAACACAAGUUGAUUCAAAAGAAUCACCACUAUCCUGCAUACCCUACCCUCGCUAUAAGAAAGCAACAUUGAACUCCUUAGUAAACAAAGUUAUAGAUUGAAGGUUCAUAAUGGGGGAAAAGCACCAUCCAUAUAAGGAGGUAGCAUACAAUUUGGGCCACUUUGGGGUUCCAACUUGUUUAAAAUACCAAAAAACAUACGCCUUCACCACGUUCUUCAGUCUCCUUGUCCACCUUACCUUCCGUUGUACCAAUCAAGAGAAGAUUCAAAAUGUAAGUACAAAUAGAAAGAACACAAGAAAUGUCCUGCUACUGCUAUUCCUCAAUAUGGUUUUUCUUUCUUCUGUGCCAAAUUCCUCGUCCUCCCAACAGCCUUUCGUUUAUCGAGUUGAUUAAGUUCAAUUACACUCAAAGCAGACAAAUCACCGACCAGACAAAGGAAGUAGUAGUAGAGGCCGAACUUUGAAGCUUAGUAGCAUACUAUAUGACAAAAAUACCCUCAAAUAAGCCAUAAGGAACUAGAUUGACAACAAACACAGUGAGAAAAAUAAACCCAAAAGCCGAGCAACCAACCUUGUGGACAUUGCAUUUGGGGACUUUAUACUAUCGGAGUAACCCCAAGUCGGCAGAUUCAUUACCGUCGUCAAUGACCAGAGUCUGUGCCUCCUCCUCCUUGUCCAUUACAAACAACAAUUGACUCUUCCUAGAAACUCACAAUCAUCCUCACACACUCUAAAUAAUACUAGUCAGUCAUGAAAUUCUUACCUUUAGGAAACACUUCCCUUCUGUCUAACUUGGUCUCUCCGACGCAUACCCGUCAAUCGCUCUACAUUCAACAAUUGAAUGGUGACUCAAGCGCACAAGACCUACACACUAGCAGCGUCCAUCUCACAACCAACUGCUGCCAAAGCUGUGGCUAUCGGUUUCAAAUUCCCCUGCACAUAUUUACAUAGCGAGUUAGACAAAAGGAGUUAUAACACAGCUGGUGAUUCUGUAAGCAACGUAGCCAAAUAUUGAACAUCAUGGCUUUCAAAUUCAUGUACCAAAUGCAGGAAGAAAGAAGAAAUUCAGAAACAUUCUACUUACUGAUAGAAAAAGAAACUAAACUAUCACAGUAAUUAACCUGGAGGCACUGAAAUCAUAACUCCAUACAUACAACUGAUUAAUUCUAGAUCCAUACCACAAUUGAACCCACCAAGAGCCCCUGCCACUAAUGAACUACCAGAUUCUUGUGUUUGUGAAGCUCAACAAGUGACUUCACGAUAGUUUUCAGAACAUUCUUGACCUUAAGUAGAAUGAAGACCACUUCCCAUCCUUUAUAGCACAGACACACAAACGAACAAACAGAUGGUGGUUUCAGUUAUCGGAGAUGGCGAUGACCUCCAUGCUAGGGGAAUCAGACUGGGGGAAAUCCAACAAAUUCUGACCACCUCCGGAGAACAAACAGCUGUCGGUGGUGGCCAUGGGGAUGAAGUAUUCGCUGCCGUCGAGCAACAAGCGAUCGGCGAUUCCGACGGGAAUCUGGACGUAUCUGAUGGGCAUCUCGCAACACUGGCCUAAGCUUGAAUCGUACUCGAUUCCUUCGAUUGCGCUCGGAGAGAGAACGACCGGUGAUCGUAUGCAGGGCCUCCCGGCGUAUAGAGGCGGCGCGGUUGCAAUCCCCCAAUUUGACAGGAGGAGAUGGGAGCUGCGGAAGGAGGAGCUGCCGGCGCGAAGGGGUCGAUGUCAAGCAUGGUACUCGUCAUUUGGACAAUGGGAGAGGACGACAGAUAAGUCGUCGGGGGAUUGAUUUUCAAGAGACCGCCAGAGUGGGAGAUCGAGGAAGUUGGAUUUUGGAGUUUUGGUUCGUUUAGUCCAUCCCUAUUUCUAUUUCCAGAUUCUGCCAAAAAACAAAACUAAUAUCAGUUGCAUUAAUUUAAUUUAUUUAAUGAGAAACACAAUGCAGAGUAUAACGACGGGAGUUCACCGUUAGUUUAGGAGAGGUCGGUUGGGCCACUCUAAUGGGCCACCGAGUUUGUACCAAUAUUUAUUAAACCAACCCAAUCCGCCACGUUAGCUCCACGUGGUCCAAUCAGAUGCAGCGUUACCGGUGCCGCACUUUUUACCGCGACACCGUAGCAUUGGCCGGAAAAUAAAAAGCAAGGGGGAGAUGGGAAUUAAAUACCCAAUCACCUCUUCCUCUAAACCAAAAAAGCUCUCUUUCUCUUUUUUCUCUGUUUUUCUCCUCUUUCAAAGGCAGAGCCGCCGCCAACAAUUAUUUCCGACGACCACUGGCCUUGUAGGUGAGCCUUGUCCACAAUCUAGAAUGUUGAUAAAAGAAAAUGGUGAGUUGGACGAUGAACGAGCUUCUCCGAUGAAGAAGGAUAAAAGCUGAUCGUCCAAAAUGAAGAAGAAGAACCCUUAUCCUACAUCAUAUGACUUUAUUGAAGAAGAUUCAGGUGGUGCGCCUGCCCUCGAUGAAGAAGAAGAAGAAGAAGAAGAAGAAGAAAAUGAAGGUUGAUUGAAUAAUAUAUAUGUUUGUGUUGUUGAGAUUGGUUGGUUUGACAUUUAAUGAUGUUGAUGUUGUUAUGGGGUACUGAUACGAGGGUUUUGGAUACAAUUUAGUGAAAUGUUGGAUAUUAGUCUGGGCAUGUUGGAAGUAGUGUGUAUCCUACUGUUUAAUGCAAUGCUUGAUAGUAGUCUGGUAUAAAUGGAUAGUAUUUUAUUGAAAGUCUGGAUAUUUGUUGAAGCAUAUGUAUUCUAACAGUUUGUGGGUAAGAUUUGACGUAUGUUGGAUGGUAGUCUGGGCAUAUUGAUUUCAUUUGUUUAUUGGACAAUAUGGAUAAUAACAUGCUUCAUACCAUUAACUCGCAACUCAUAAGACGUUGGACCUAAAAAACGAGGAAGCAAGGAAGAACUUUAUCGCACUAAGGAUGAGUGUUUGGAUUUCUAUAAACGCUAUGCUCACAAAAAAAGGGUUUGGUGUUCGAAUAGAUGGGGAACACAUAAGAAAGAUUAAGAAUUCUA